AUGGCAUUUGCAAUUUGCUUUGGCUUCGCUGUUGCUACGAUCGCGGGUGUCGCCUACGGAUAUAACUACUCUUUGGCCGAAUUUGUCACUCUAACUAGAUCUGAUGUAAAUAUGUACAUGCGUCGAGGGCAGUUCUACGACAAUCCCGAUUUAUUGUACCCUAAAAGGAGGAUGGGGGAUGAUGAAAAUGUUGAAGAUUAUCAACAAGAAGUACCAACCAUCCAUAAUCCAGGUCUCUCAGACACAUUGCAAAAGAACCAUGACACGCGAAAAUAUGCUGAAAAAGUUACAAAAUAUUCAGAUAGUCGGAGAAACUUGGUUGAUUACGAACAAGUCAAACUACCUCAGACAGCUAAAAUGCAUUUUGUAACGCCUACACACAACAUUGUUAAGAGUACAUCACCAAAAUUGUUGUUUUUUACAAUAACAAAACAAAGUGGUUCAUCGAACAUCAUAAUGAGAAUGUUUGAACCCAUCCAGGAAUUUAAAUCGAAAACAAAACAUGAUUUUGAUAGAAAUGAAGAGUACAGCCGUAAAAUCUUCGAUAACAAUAUAAAAUAUUACCAAGAAAAUAAACCAAUUCACAAAGUAAAUUCUAUCCUAAAUACAAAAAUUGGCAAAUCAGAAACUAUAUCUCCAGAUAUAAGAAUACUUUUUGAAGGUGAAGAUGAUCAUGAAAGCCCUUUUAAAUGCAGUGGUAGAACAGUGGUAACGAGCUCGCUUGGGAAACCGAGUGAAGCUUUCGAAAGACAUGUGAAGUCCGUCAAUCCGCCCUUUGGC
This is a messenger RNA of Brenthis ino (lesser marbled fritillary), 780 nucleotides long. Lineage: Eukaryota; Metazoa; Arthropoda; Insecta; Lepidoptera; Nymphalidae. The record is from the annotation of a GenBank genome assembly.